AUGGUCGAGAGUGCUGCCAAGCAAGCCGGAGAGGCAGCCGGACGCCCCAAGUAUAGCGAGAUGGUCGCCGCCGCCAUCAGAGCCUUGAAGGAGCGGAGUGGUUCCUCCCGUCAGGCGAUCCUCAAGUACGUGCUGAACUUCUACGGGGUCGAGGACGAGAAGAAAGCAGGCGUUCAUGUUCGGCUGGCGCUGAAGAAGGGCGUUGCCGGCGGGUCUCUGGUCCAGGUGAAGGGGACGGGGGCCUCUGGCUCUUUCAAGCUGGCCAAGGUGGAAGGCAAGGCGGAGGGGAGGAAACCCGCUGCGGAGAAACCGGUAGCGAAGAAGACCACUGUCAAGAAACCAGCCACCAAAAAGACUUCAGCGAAGAAACCAGCCACCAAAAAGACUUCAGCGAAGGAAACAUCCGCCAAAAAGACUUCAGCGAAGGAAACAUCCGCCAAAAAGACUUCAGCGAAGAAAAUAUCCGCCAAAAAGACCACAGCCAAAAAAGACGUGACGAAGAAAGUUAGCGCGAAGAAGGAAUCACAGAAGAAAACCACAAAGGAAAAGGUUUCAGCAAAGAAAGCCACAGCCAAGAAACCGCCGACGAAGAAAACCGCGCUCAAGCAGCCAGCCACCAAGAAAAUGACCAAGAAGUCUGCAGCUAAGAAAACGGAGAAGAAAUCCACAAACAAGAAGGUGCGUCCUUCAGCCAUGCGCGCUUCAGGCUACUUCAGGAUCUCCAAGGAGGAGCUGGAGAAGGCUCCGCCCAAGAAGGGCUCGGCCAAGAACAAAGUGACGAAGAACAAGAAGAAGACUCCUGGAAACGCGACGGCAAAGAAACCCAGCGUUAAGUCUGCAACAAAGAUACCUACCUCUAAGGUCCCUACUGAAGGUGCCACAAAGAAACCCAGCGUUUAG
Messenger RNA from Penaeus chinensis, 900 nucleotides. RefSeq names its product late histone H1-like. Gene Ontology annotation, biological process: chromosome condensation; nucleosome assembly. Gene Ontology annotation, cellular component: nucleosome. The transcript is spliced from 2 exons. NCBI's taxonomy places the organism in Eukaryota, Metazoa, Arthropoda, Malacostraca, Decapoda, Penaeidae. The record is from RefSeq and is a predicted model, not a curated record. The coding region runs from base 1 to 900 and encodes 299 amino acids. Gene Ontology annotation, molecular function: DNA binding; structural constituent of chromatin.